Molecule: messenger RNA, 1043 nt
Organism: Durio zibethinus
Lineage: Eukaryota; Viridiplantae; Streptophyta; Magnoliopsida; Malvales; Malvaceae
Source: RefSeq, a predicted model, not a curated record
GAAACCGAAGUUUUGUGCCUCCUGAGUUUGAAUUCGUCUAAUUCUAAGAAAGAGAGGGUUUGGGAAGAAUGGGGACAAGAGAGGUAUACGAGGAAAAACUAAGGAAUGGGAAUCUCCACCAUGAUCCAACCACCAACCUUGGCUUAGGCUCCGCUCGUUGCCCUCGUUGCCUCUCUCUCUUAUACCCUGAUUCCGAUAAAGCUGAAUGGACAAUUACGUCAGUUUUGCAUGAUGCUACUGCAGUGGCUGGCUCUGGUAUUGGGGGAAUGCUUAGUGCGGUACAUGGUUUCAACACAGGGAUCCAAUUGCUUCAGAGUCACAUUAAGGGACCAAAGUGGCUCCCUUUUGUAACUGGGAUUCCUCUGCUGCUAAUGUUUUCGGGUGCCAGUGCAGCAUUUGGAGGAUAUGCACUUCCAAAGUUUACUCAACUCACUGUGACUUCCUAUUAUGCUGCCUCAAGUGCCUCACAUUAUGGAAUUUCACUCCUCACACGAUACAUUGAGGAGACCUACGCUUCUUGGAGCCAACAAGAAAGGCUAAGAUGACUUCUUUCUUGCUGGUGCACUUAGCCACUUACUAAAGAUUCUACUUUCAUAGUUCUUUAAGCAAAUAUAAUACCUAUGUGCAUAGAACCUUUAGAUGAAAUUUGCUUUUUGGGGGUUUUUCCUUUUGUAAUUUCUUUCUCUCGUUCUUUCUUUCUUUUCCCCUUCAGAGUGACAUAUUUGUAUACUUCUAAAGUUAAAUAUAAUAGUAAUAUUAUGUUAUUAAGAUUUUUUUCCAUUUGGUAGCAUUGUUGGGUAUUUUUAUGUGAGGUUAGUGAUGAAGGGUGACAUCCUAAUUACAUCAUACUGACAUCUAAUCUUGAGGAAUUUACUUUUGUAUCCAUAUCAUUGACUAAAACUAAACUCUCUUGAUAUCUUAUUAAAGAACUCACUGGAUGCCAUCAUUUCCAUUGUAUGGUAGCGUGUUAUAAACUACUGGGAUGCCAUAUGUUUUAAGAUAGAUUUAAGAAACUCUGUUCUGAACAGAAACAUAGCUUAUAG